AUGGCAGCCAGGACAUCUGUGCAAUGCCUCCAGGAUGAAGCCUUGUGCUCCAUCUGCCUGGAAAUUUUCCAGGAUCCUGUGUCUAUCCACUGCGGGCACAGCUUUUGCCGGGCAUGCAUCACUCAGAACUGGGAAGGACUGACCACCAACUUCUCCUGCCCCCAGUGCAGGGAAGCAGUGCCCCAGCAGAGCUUCCGACCCAACCGGGAGUUGGCCAACAUCAUUGAAGUAGCCAAGAGCUUGAACCUGCGACCGGUCAGAGAGGUAGAUGGAGGGGAGAACUUGUGCAAGGAGCACCAGGAAGCCCUGAAGCUCUUCUGCAAAGACGAAGAAAGGCUUAUCUGCCUAGUGUGCGACAGGUCCAAGGUGCACUGUAACCAUUCUGUGGUUCCUGUGGAUGAGGCUGCCCAGGAGUACGAGAAGCGAAUUCAGACCCAACUGCAACUUCUGAAAUCAGAGCAUGGGGCGCUUCAAUCUUCUGUGGAGGACAGACAAGACAGAGUGCAGGACUACACCAGAAGGGCAGAAGAUACAAAGCAGAAGAUUGUGACAGCAUAUAAGGAGUUUCACAAGUUCCUAGAGAAGCAGGAGUCCCUUUUCCUGGCCCAGCUGGAGCAGAUGGACACAGAAAUAAUGAACACACAUGAAGAAAUCCUCAACAGGCUUUUGGAGGAGACCACAAGCCUGGGCACGCUGAUUGAGGAGAUGGAGAGAAUAUGCCAGCAGCCAGACUGUGAGCUCCUGAAGGGCAUCAAAGCCACCUUAAGCAGGUGCAAGAGGAAAAUAUUCUCACAAUCACUUGAUGUUUCCCCUGGGCUGGAAAAGAAAUUCUGUGAUUUCACAGAAAAAAUCACAGCUGUCAAGAAGGCUAUGGAGAAAUUUCAAGACAUACUGGAUUUUGAACUUCCAUUCACAACACAGAUGACACCGGACCUGAAGACAGCCAACGCCAGGCUUUACCUCUUGGAAGACGGCAAGUUCGUGCAGUGGAUACCCCAUGGGCAGGACCUGCCCUCCAACCCAAAGAAAUUCAAAGUCGCGCGCUGCGUGCUGGGCUCAAGGGGCUUCAUAUUGGGUUGGCACUGCUGGGAGGUGGAGAUCUGUAGAGAAGGCAUGUGGGUCAUUGGGGUGGCCAAGGAGUCAGUGCAAAGGCAGAGUUGGUUCCCCCUGAAGCCUGAAGCAGGCGUGUGGGCACUGUGUCAUAACAGACAUGGGUAUGAGGCUCUGACCUCUCCCAGUAUCACCCCCUUGACUCUACACAAUGUCCCCCAGCGGAUACGAAUCUGCUUGGACUGUCAGGAAGGCAGAGUGGUGUUUUUUGAUGCUGUGAGCAAGGCACGGAUUUUUGCUUUUCUGCAGGCUUCUUUCAAAGGGGAAACAGUUUACCCAUGGUUUCUGGUGAUGGAGGACGCUCACCUCAAACUUUUUUCCCAAGUUGCAGACAGUGAUUUGAUCCUUCUCCAUUCCAGGAUGGAUAAUCCCAGUCUCUCCCCGUCCAUGCUGGGCUUCAGUUUGGUGGUGUGA
Chroicocephalus ridibundus (black-headed gull) is the source of this 1524-nucleotide messenger RNA. RefSeq names its product E3 ubiquitin-protein ligase TRIM39-like. Gene Ontology annotation, cellular component: cytoplasm. The coding region runs from base 1 to 1524 and encodes 507 amino acids. The record is from RefSeq and is a predicted model, not a curated record. Gene Ontology annotation, biological process: protein ubiquitination. Gene Ontology annotation, molecular function: protein binding; zinc ion binding; ubiquitin protein ligase activity. Lineage: Eukaryota; Metazoa; Chordata; Aves; Charadriiformes; Laridae. The transcript is spliced from 8 exons.